Messenger RNA from Cucumis sativus (cucumber), 900 nucleotides. RefSeq lists its product as uncharacterized. Lineage: Eukaryota; Viridiplantae; Streptophyta; Magnoliopsida; Cucurbitales; Cucurbitaceae. The transcript has 2 exons. The record is from RefSeq and is a predicted model, not a curated record. The coding region runs from base 65 to 682 and encodes 205 amino acids.
GUGUCAGGUUGAUUUGUGUAAUCAUAUUGAUAAAGUUUCAUUUUCCUAAAACCAAACCAAGAAGAUGGUGAACAGAGUUUGGAGCUUCCACAGUUCUGUCAACCUGUUUUGGCUUUGCAUCUUCUUCUUCUACCUUAUUGGCCAUGGAUUUCCGAUGGUAAUCGAAUCUGCUGAAGACGAGACCCCAGUAUCCGAUCUUUUGAGUCGAGACCAUUGGAGGGAGAUAGCUGGAUAUGGUGAGGAGAGAUUGUCCACUGUUUUGGUCACAGGCUCUGUUCUUUGUGAAGCUUGUUUGCAUGGUGAUGAACCUCAAGUUCAUGCAUGGCCUAUUAAAGGUGCUAUGGUGGGUGUGAAUUGCCACAACACUGGAAAAAACAGCAAAUCUUCUGAUUGGGUACAUGGAGUCACGGAUGAAUUUGGGGACUUUGUUAUUGAUAUUCCAUCCCAUCUUCAUGCAACCCGAAGCUUCGAAAAUGUCUGUUCCAUCAAGAUUCUUCGAACACCGAAGAACACACACUGCCGACCUGCUCAUUUAGCUGGAAGAAAGCCGCUGCAAUUGUCAUCAUUUGGUGGUGGCAUCCGUACAUAUACUUCUGGUGUCCUCAGGCUGCAGCACCAAACAUCCAGACCCCUGCAAGCUUGUAGAAAUGAGGGGAGGGGUGGCCGUCAGACCUCAUGGUAGACAUAAGCCUAAUAAAGUGAAUGAAUUGGUUGCGGAUGUCAAGAUAUGGCUCAUGUAGAUGGCGCUGAAGUCACAACGAUGAGUUAUUUGUUCGUAGAUAGCACGAUAAAUUGAGUUUACAUUGAUAUGUAUUGUUCUGUAUAGAAACAUCUAGGUAUUACACCAAUCUAUUUCAUACCAUAUAUGACAUACGCAUCGGGUGCAUCGAGUUUUCCACA